AUGGUAGACAUUCUAGCUUCUAGGACUACAUUGGGUCCUCUAAUCCCAUACGUAGGAUCAACUGGGCCUCGGCAGACUGGUAUCCCAAUUACUGUAACUGUUUCUUCAGUUUGGCGUCGUGGGCACUGGAUGGAAAGGUCUAGGAGCAUUGAACAGAUGCUCAUACACAUCACAUCUAUUGCUAUCUCCGAUGAUGAAGUGGACUAG
This is a messenger RNA of Arabis nemorensis, 207 nucleotides long. The record is from the annotation of a GenBank genome assembly. Lineage: Eukaryota; Viridiplantae; Streptophyta; Magnoliopsida; Brassicales; Brassicaceae.